AUGGUCGCGUCGCAUAGGUGUCGCAUGGUAGCAUCACAACGAAGGCAGAGCAGAGCGCACAAGGGCGCGGGCAGCAGCAGGGCGCACGAGGGCGCGGGCAGCAGCAGAGCGCACGAGGGCGCAGGCAGAGCAGAGCGCACAAGGGCGCGGGCAGCAACGGGCGGCAACGGGCAGCACAGGCACGGGCAGCAACGGGCGGCAACAGGCAGCACAGGCACGGGCAGCAACGGGCGGCAACAGGCAGCACAGGCACGGGCAGCACAGGCACGGGCAGCAACGGGCGGCAACAGGCAGCACAGGCACGGGCAGCAACGGGCAGCACAGGCACGGGCAGCAACGAGCGGCAACGGGCAGCACAGGCACGGGCAGCAACGGGCGGCAACAGGCAGCACAGGCACGGGCAGCAACAGGCAGCAACAGGCAGCACAGGCACAGGCAGCAACAGGCAGCAACGGGCAGCACAGGCACGGGCAGCAACAGGCGGCAACAGGCGGCAACGGGCAGCACAGGCACGGGCAGCAACGGGCGGCAACGGGCAGCACAGGCACGGGCAGCAACGGGCGGCAACAGGCAGCACAGGCACGGGUAGCAACGGGCAGCACAAGCACGGGCAGCAACGGGCGGCAACGGGCAGCGCAGGCACGGGCAGCAACAGGCGGCAACGGGCAGCACAGGCACGGGCAGCAACGGGCGGCAACGGGCAGCACAUGCACGGGCAGCAACGGGCGGCAACAGGCAGCACAGGCACGGGCAGCAACGGGCAGCACAGGCACGGGCAGCAACGGGCGGCAACGGGCAGCACAGGCACGGGCAACAACGGGCGGCAACAGGCAGCACAGGCACGGGCAGCAACAGGCAGCAACAGGCAGCAACAGGCAGCACACGCACAGGCAGCAACGGGCGGCAACACGCAGCACAGGCACGUGCAGCAACGGGCAGCAACAGGCAGCACAGGCACAGGCAGCAACAGGCAGCAACGGGCAGCACAGGCACAGGCAACAAUAG
Messenger RNA from Closterium sp. NIES-65, 1005 nucleotides. The record is from the annotation of a GenBank genome assembly. NCBI's taxonomy places the organism in Eukaryota, Viridiplantae, Streptophyta, Zygnematophyceae, Desmidiales, Closteriaceae.